UAGUACUACUUAAAUUUCAGUUUCCAACUGUAAAUCAAACAAACCGGCAAUGAUUCUAAGGUCGUGUUUGGAAAAAGUUAGGCCUUUUCUGCAUUUCAAGAAUCCAUUGAACACCCAUUGUUGUUCUCAUUCAUUCGCCAUUGAUUUUGAAGAAGAAGCUCAAACAAGUUGUUCUGUAUCUUCAAAUUAUCUCUCUGCACACCAAGUGUUUGAUGAAAAGUCUCAGAGAGUUUCUUUGAACAAUCACUUGUUAUUUGAGUACUCCCGGAAUAGUUUCAAUGUAGAAGCUCUGAAUCUGUUUGUGGGUAUUCAUCGUAAUGGAUUUUUGAUUGAUGGGUCGAGUCUUUCUUGUAUAUUAAAGGUCUCUGCUUGUGUGUUUGAUUUGUUUUUUGGUAAACAAGUGCAUACUCUUUGUGUUAAAUCUGGUUACUUUGACAAUGUUAGUGUUGGGACUUCACUUGUUGACAUGUAUAUGAAAAUGGAGAAUGUUGAUGAUGGUCAGAAAUUUUUUGAUGAAAUGGAGGAUAACAAGAAUGUUGUGACUUGGACUUCAUUACUUUCGGGUUAUUCGUGUAAUAAGUUGGUUGAUAGAGCAUUACAAGUGUUUCGUAUAAUGUUAGUUGGAGGAGUUAAGCCUAAUGCGUUUACUUUCGCGACAGUUCUUGGAGUUUUGGCUGAUAAAUGUGUAGUUGAAGAAGGGAUUCAAGUGCAUAGUAUGGUUAUCAAGUGUGGUUUUGAGGCGAUAACGUCUGUUGGGAAUUCUUUGAUUAACAUGUAUUUGAAAUACGGGAUGGUUAGAGAGGCUACAGCUGUAUUUGAGGUUAUGGGAGAUAGGAAUGAAGUAUCUUGGAAUGGUAUGAUAGCUGGUCUGGUGACUAAUGGGCUUUAUUCCGAAGCACUUAAGUUGUUCCACAAGAUGAGACUUGCAGGUGUGGAUAUGACGCGAUCAAUUUAUGUUACAGCUGUUAAAUUAUGUACUAGCCUUAAAGAAUUGGUUUUUGCAAGACAGCUUCAUGGUCGAGUUAUGAAGAACGGGUUCUAUUUUGACAAUAACAUCAGAACAGCGCUCAUGGUCUCUUAUACUAAGUCUGGAGAGAUGGAUGAUGCCUUCAAGUUAUUCUCUAUAAUGCAUAAAUUCAGGAAUGUGGUUUCUUGGACCGCAAUGAUUGGCGGGUAUAUGCAGAAUAAUAGACCAGAGCAAGCGGCGAAUCUCUUUUGCCAAAUGAAAAAGGAUGGGAUAAGGCCAAACGAUUUCACUUAUUCAACUAUUCUUGCAGCUCAUCCGUCUAUUUCACUGUUCCAAGUACAUGCAGAAGUCAUCAAAACUGAGUACCAGAGCUCACCUACUGUCGGAACUGCAUUAUUAGACGCCUAUGUGAAAACAGGAGAUACUGAUGAGGCUGCGAAAGUUUUUGAAGAGAUUGAUGAGAAGGACAUUAUAACAUGGUCUGCUAUGUUAUCUGGUUACGCGCAAAAAGGAGACAUUCAAGGUGCUGUCAGAGUCUUCCGACAAUUAGUCAAAGAUGGGGUCAGGCCAAAUGAGUUUACCUUCUCCAGUGUCAUCAAUGCGUGUGUUACUUCCAUGGCAUCAGUGGAGCAAGGAAAACAAUUUCAUUGUAGCGCGAUCAAAUCAAGUCACAGUAAUGCCUUGUGUGUGAGCAGUGCCUUGGUAACUAUGUAUGCUAAGAGAGGAAACAUAGAAAGUGCAAAUGAGAUUUUCAAGAGACAACCAGAAAGAGACUUAGUUUCAUGGAACUCAAUGAUAUCAGGAUAUGCCCAACAUGGUUAUGGAAGAAAAGCUCUAAAGAUAUUCGAGGAAAUGCGGAAGAGGAAUUUAGAUAUGGACAAUAUAACGUUCAUAGGAGUUAUCUCUGCUUGUACUCAUGCUGGACUGCUAAAUGAAGGUCAAAAAUAUUUUGAGAUGAUGGUAAACGACUUUCAUAUUUCACCAAAAAUGGAGAUAUACUCUUGCAUGGUAGACUUGUAUAGCCGAGCUGGAAUGCUGGAUAAAGCCGUGGCUCUUAUCAAUAAAAUGCCAUUUCCUGCUGGUGCAAUUGUGUGGCGUACUCUUCUGGCAGCAAGUCGAGUUCAUCGCAAUGUAGAGCUGGGGAAAUUGGCGGCCGAGAAUCUCAUUUCUCUUCAGCCUCAGGACUCAGCUGCAUAUGUCCUCCUAUCCAAUCUCUAUGCUGCAAUUGGAGAUUGGCAAGAAAGAGCGAAAGUAAGGAAACUAAUGGAUGUGAGAAAAGUAAAAAAGGAGAUUGGGUAUAGCUGGAUUGAGGUUAAGAAUAAGACCUAUUCAUUCAUGGCAGGUGAUGUUUCACAUCCCCUAUCUGACAGUAUAUACAUGAAACUCGAAGAGUUACGUGGCCGAUUGAAGGAUGCAGGAUAUCAACCGGAUACAAAUUAUGUUCUUCAUGAUGUGGAAGAUGAACAUAAAGAAACCAUUCUUUCUCGGCACAGUGAAAGGUUAGCUAUUGCUUUUGGAUUGAUUGCCACGCCUCCAGGAAUUCCCAUUCAGAUAGUGAAGAAUCUCAGAGUUUGUGGUGACUGUCACACUGUUAUUAAAUUAAUAUCAAAGAUAGAAGGAAGGCAAAUAGUCGUCAGGGAUUCAAAUAGAUUCCAUCACUUUAAAGGAGGUCUAUGUUCUUGCGGUGAUUAUUGGUGAAUUCAAGCUCUUCGAAUAGACGAAGAGAUAGCAGCAUAUCACAUUUGGUUCCUGUAUAAGCAAAAGCACCAUUAACUAAUGGAGCUUUAGCUGACAGGCCUAUACCCGAAGUUGCAUCAAUUAUCAGCCUCCAGAUAAUACUAUCACUCAUAUGGUUAUUUUGUUCAUGGAUUCAAACUUUGAUAGUGCACAGUAUAGAGGAAGAAACAGAGAAUUUUCCAACUUGACAUAUCUACAGAUUCAAGUAAUUUUACUUACGGACUGAGGGAUAGAAAUGGUGUCAUUUUGGCUGAUUUUCAAGAGCAGUUGAUAGAUCGCGAUCCGCCUUACAGAAAACAAUCAGAAACUCAGAAGAAUUAAUGUGAGUGGAGGUUUUCUUUCCUGCAGAUAUAGAAUGUCAGAGCCUCUUGUCACUUACCGAGAAUCGAAGUAUGUCAUCGGGUAUUUUGUUCAACAUGGUUUUUCUGGUCUUGCUGCUCGUAAUGCUGCAUUCUGUAGGAAAGGUGGUCUUGCAACAACAAUGAUGACCAACUGGCAGCUCUUUCAUUUCUAGCCCUCUUUCUGAUUAUGUUUUGAGUUGAACCUAACCUUGAGCAUGUCAAACUCAUGAAGGAUGUGGAAAUCUCAGAGUCCAGGAAGGACCAUCCAGUAACGCCUUUUGACAAUGGCGGACACUUCAGAGAUUUCUUGCUACCCCAUAAAUCUAUAUUCAGAUACAGGGACUGGUAACAUGAAUCUGCAGACUCAAUUGAUGAUGAGGAAGUAGCUGCGAUAAGUAGGAAAAUCUGAAAUGAUUAGAUCAAUAUGAUUUGGGUAUAAGAUAUACAUUUCUUCAUGUCAUUUAUACCAAUAACUAGUGUAUUGAUAACUGUUCUUGGAGUAGUUGGUCCUGCCCUUAGCCUAAGUACCUAUGAUUUCAUUUUUCAA
Molecule: messenger RNA, 3592 nt
Organism: Solanum pennellii
Lineage: Eukaryota; Viridiplantae; Streptophyta; Magnoliopsida; Solanales; Solanaceae
Product: pentatricopeptide repeat-containing protein At2g27610
Exons: 2
Coding region: 50-2665 (871 amino acids)
Biological process (GO): RNA modification
Cellular component (GO): intracellular membrane-bounded organelle
Molecular function (GO): RNA binding; zinc ion binding; protein binding
Source: RefSeq, a predicted model, not a curated record